Molecule: messenger RNA, 2046 nt
Organism: Pangasianodon hypophthalmus (striped catfish)
Lineage: Eukaryota; Metazoa; Chordata; Actinopteri; Siluriformes; Pangasiidae
Gene: and2
Product: actinodin2
Exons: 5
Coding region: 168-1571 (467 amino acids)
Source: RefSeq, a predicted model, not a curated record
UAUGCCAUGCCUUUCUGAUUUUUAAUGAUCAUGGACCUCCUUAAAAAUGUUGCUCUCCACUGUCCACAGGGUCUUCAGGGGAGAAGAGAGCUUGGAUGUAGAGUUGAUUACGUUCCCCCUGCCUGCCAGGAGCUUAGACCACUUGGGCUGAAACAGGAGCUGUAAAAAUGGCCAGAAUCAAGCUGUCUUUGCUGUUUGCUGGCAUUGUGCUUGCAGUCAUCUUAAUGCCAGAUUUUCUUGGGGCUGGUCCAGUGGGGCACCCAGAACAGGAAGAAGUAGCCGAGGUUGCUGAAGAGAAGCCAGCCAGCUCAUUAGCCCUGAAGAAACUGACACGUAAUAAGAGGAAUGCUGUUGCUUACUACAAACGCUUGCCUGAAUUCUGGGCCUGGUACAAGUACUACAUGAGCACCCACAACCAGGAGGGAAUUGAGAGUUUGGACCAGCUCUACUUGAUCUACUUGCAGAACAAGCACCGGGUUGAUGGGGACAAUUCCUACAAACAUUACCUCACCCACCUGAGUGAGGUCUACAAGGCCUGUGCUAAAUCAGAUGACCCUGACUGCAUUCCAGAGUACACCAGCAAGCCCACGGCUAAGAUUGUUUUGCCUGCUGCCAUGAAGCAAGCUCCAGUGAAUGUGUGUAACCCAUAUCUUGAUCCCUACUGUAUCUUUUCUGUAGGUCCUCAAGCAGCACCUGAGGAGCCUCCUCCUGCUCCUGUUUCAGUUAAAUCCCCCAGUCCCCUUCUGCUCCCCUCUCCCAUAAGAACCCCAUCUGGAUACCAUUACUAUGCCCCAGCAUUACAACCUUUUCUUUCAAGUGAACAGAGAGCUGAGCUGCUCCGGAUCUGCAGCCCGUCUGAUGUAGAGUGCUUGCAGUAUCACUUGCGUGCUGCUUAUGGUUAUAGACCUGCUCUUACCCCAGUGCCUUCCUAUGCCUACCUGGGAUGUGACCCAUCUAAAGACCCUUACUGCAGGCCCACAAUGCUAGCCAAGAAUCCGUCAGGUCUGUAUCAUGUAUACCCUCAUUGUAAUCCCGCUGUUGACCCUCUCUGUGUCAGUAAUAUAGCCCCAGCUGCCCAAAGUGCAGAGGAGGCUCCUAGGGAGCAGCACUGCAACCCGCUGUUUGAAACGGGGUGCAACCCACUCACUGCUAACAGGCUGGUCACACUUAAGGCUCCUGUGCUGCAGUAUGUGCCACAAGGUGAGCUGACUCCCCUCCACCUAGCUGCCUUAAUGAAACCAUUACCGAUUAGCCAACAAGCAAAGUCCAGUGCCACAGAAUGCCAUCCAUAUGACCCCAGCUGUAGCAAUUUUUCCCCUCCGGCUUCCAUUGAGGCAUUCGAGAACAUGCAGGGUGGCAUCAUCUUACCCCAUCCUGACUGUGAUCCUGAAACUGACUACAAUUGCCGUCUGCGCCGUGCAGGACCCACAGACAACAAAAAGGCAGCUGAGGAUCCCAAGGAUGAGCUGGAACGUGGUGAUGACACCAGCAACACCAAUGUAGCACCACAGUACCAGGUCUCACGAUUUGAGGAUUUCCUGAGGGGAUACCUGGGUCACUAUAAGAAAUAAGAGGACAUGCCAUUAUCUGAAAAGCUUUAACACUCAACCCAAGUGUAGUGUUUCAAAAGGAACUCACAAACAUGCUAAAGUCAACAGAGACCUCCUGGUAAUGAAGCCAGAGCCCACACUUCAGAACAGUUCAGAACAGGAGAAGAAGGCCUGUGCUUUAUAGGGAUAAUUUCAAAUCAGUACUUUCUGAAUUUAUGUGUAUUGCAAACUCUGAGGGGUUUAUUUGAAUAUGGGCAAUGCACUUUGAUUUUCUAGUCAAACUAUUAUUUUUCUGUUUUGUACAUUGUAAUUCUAAGUCCAUGCUCUCCAGAAUGAAGUGCAAGACUGGCUUGCCAAAACUGGAAUUCAAUUUAUUCCUUCAAAUUUACAAUACACCAUCCAUGUUUGAAUUGUGAAUGAUAUUUCAUUACAGCCCUUUGAAGAUGCUCAGUUUUUUAAUAUCACUUAUUGCAUGAAUAAAGUUAUUAAAUCAAAA